UGGGGCCACUUCCCUGUUCCUGAAAAGGUCUAAUUGCUUGGGACAUUCCAACAUUCCCCACCCAGUGCUACGCCCUUUGAGCUGCACCGAUAUAAGAGUGUGUCAGUCACCAUCAGUCACAGACAGGAUACAGAAGCUGCUUCCUUUAUCUUCAACUUUUAACAACAUGUGCAGGAUGAUCCUGACUGCAGGCCUCUGUUUGAUUAUCGCCAGCUUGGCCAGAACCACCAGUGCUAGCUGUAUCAGCACUAGCACUAAUGGAUGCCCUGCAGGGUUCUGUACUGGGAGGACAGAUGGCAACUACAUCAAUGCAGCCAACCCAAAUUCAUUCUACCAGUGUUCCAAUCAGCUGACCUACAGCACACCUUGCCCAGCAUCAGGACUGGUCUAUAGAGCUCCCUGUGACUGCUGUGACUACCCAAACAACCCAUGUCCUGCCACAAAAACGACAUCUCCUACUACCACUCCCUACGAUCCCUACUGCCAGAACAAGCAAGAUGGCUACUAUUGUUACACAAACGACUACUCCAAAUACUACUGGUGUGUCGGUGGAAGAACCUACAUCAUGCCAUGCCCACAAGGCACGAUCUUCACCCCUAAAGUCAACAACUGUGUCCGUCCUGAAAAUGCUUAAAUACCUGUUGUCUUUGCUCUGCAUUCACUCAGCAAUUUCACCCAUGUAUCAAUAUGUAACACAACUAUGCUUUUUGUGGAGUCUUGUUGGGCUUUGUUGCUUCUCUGUUCAGGGACAUGUUAGCUAAUUCUGCCACUGAUGGUGCAUCUGUCUUGGUCACUGGUUGCUUAAUGUGCUUACACUGAUUCACAGGAUGCAUUUGCAUGCAUUUAAUGCAACCACUGCACAUUGUAUGUCCAUAAACAACCUGUGUCUAUCUAAUUGUAAACUGUACUAAAACAAAGGAAUAAAUCACAAUAAAAUAACAAUAAUACCA
This is a messenger RNA of Betta splendens (Siamese fighting fish), 950 nucleotides long. Its product is annotated as probable endochitinase. The record is from RefSeq and is a predicted model, not a curated record. The transcript has 4 exons. Bases 167 to 634 code for a protein of 155 amino acids. Gene Ontology annotation, cellular component: extracellular region. Gene Ontology annotation, molecular function: chitin binding. Lineage: Eukaryota; Metazoa; Chordata; Actinopteri; Anabantiformes; Osphronemidae.